This is a messenger RNA of Diprion similis, 1644 nucleotides long. RefSeq names its product neuropeptide Y receptor type 2. Gene Ontology annotation, molecular function: neuropeptide receptor activity. The record is from RefSeq and is a predicted model, not a curated record. The transcript has 7 exons. Gene Ontology annotation, cellular component: membrane. The coding region runs from base 75 to 1478 and encodes 467 amino acids. NCBI's taxonomy places the organism in Eukaryota, Metazoa, Arthropoda, Insecta, Hymenoptera, Diprionidae. Gene Ontology annotation, biological process: neuropeptide signaling pathway.
GAGUCGAUCACACGUGUUUUCAAAUUUGAACUAUCAGUAUUUCAGACGGUCAACUGUGUCCGAACUAUAUAAAAAUGACGCUAGAGCUUACGGAAAAGGAUAUAGACGAGAUACCCAGUCAGUGGCUGGAAACUAUUGUGCACUAUAUAACGGGUUUUCGAAAUGACACGAUUGACUUUUCUCGGCCACAUUUGCGCCCCUCGAUCGUCAAGAUCUACCCUCUUUUUGUGCUCAUGUACGCCGCGCUGAUAAUCAUAGGAACGUUAGCGAACUUCGCUAUGGUGUAUCACAUCAUGAAGUACCGUCUCUACAGAGAUCCGACUUACGCGUUUCUCAUUAACAUUGCCAUAGCGGACUUGAUUAAGUGCAUUUUCGUGCUACCAAUAUCGCUGACAGUGAUGCUCGUUCAGAACUGGAUCUUCGGGAAGUUUCUCUGCUUCUUUUUGCCGAUGCUGCAGGAUAUUCCUCUUCACGUCUCGAUGAUCACUUACCUCCUGAUCGCAUGGGAUCGUUUCCGGAUGUUGAGCGAUCCGGUAAAACCGAGAAUUCCAGCAUUCGUAUGCGCCUUGGGGACGUGGUUUUUCGCUGUAUGCAUUGUCCUGCCUUAUCCGAUCUACACAACUUACCUGGAUCUAGGGAGAUACAUGAAGAGGCAAUUUGACGGCGUUGGGAUUUGCGCCGCCAACCUUGCUGACGAUAUGCAAGAGUAUAUGCGAGGCCUCUUCAUUGGCACAUACGUCGCUCCGUUGACGAUCACCACCUACCUCUACGUAAAGGCGAGCAGAGAACUCCAGACGCAGGAAGGCCCCUUGGCCGUGGCCAUGUACGAGGCAAGAGCCAGGGAUUCGUAUUCAAGGCACGGCAGUCGAGCCAGCACCGACAUCACAACCGGACGUGACGGCAAACGAGAGAGUGGAAGCGUUGUCACUGGAAGUGCUGUGGUCGGAUUCUCUGGACUCUCUGGAGGAUACGAUCUCUACGACGCGGAGCUGGACGUGCGAAAGGAAAAGCGGACCCAGAAAUACCUCGUCUUCAUGGUCGCCGUCUUUGCCAUCUGUUUGUGUCCUCUCAUGGUGCUGAGGCUUGCCAAACUCGCACUGGUAGAGACUUACGAAAACAGCGGCCACUUCGAUAUUACUUUUACAAUGUUCGUCUGGGUUGCCUUUGUUCCGAUAGUCACGACCCCCGGAUUCUACGCCUCCUGGCAGAUGAGCAGACCGGCAAAAGAACGGCUCCGUGGGUACUUCCGGUUUUCGAAUCGUCGUUUGCCCAGACCCUGCGAAGAUGGUGUCCGAAUGGCUUCCAGGCAAAUGCCGUGUCCCCCAGCUGGACUGAUGAACGUUGCCUACACUCACCAUGCCGGAACCGAAAGCGUAAACGGAAGUAACGGAGGCGGCGGCAGUUCGCGAGGAAGUGCGAACUUGCACAGCCCCGAUUUAGUGUCCAACAGCACGCAUCGAGCAAGUUUAAUGCAGUGAAUAAGGUUCCGAUGAUUGAAUUUUUCUUAUAUUUUAUCUACGGGGCCGCAACGAUUAGAGCGAAGCAUUUCACGCUGGAAUUUCUUCAUCUUAUCGCCAAUGAAAUGCAAGAUCUAGGGAUUUUCAAGCUUUUCCAAUCACUGGUAAAUCGUUGUUUAGGAAAACG